Messenger RNA from Polypterus senegalus (gray bichir), 2054 nucleotides. RefSeq names its product E2F transcription factor 2 (gene e2f2). Bases 1 to 1023 code for a protein of 340 amino acids. Gene Ontology annotation, molecular function: RNA polymerase II cis-regulatory region sequence-specific DNA binding; protein dimerization activity; DNA-binding transcription factor activity, RNA polymerase II-specific. Gene Ontology annotation, biological process: regulation of transcription by RNA polymerase II. The record is from RefSeq and is a predicted model, not a curated record. NCBI's taxonomy places the organism in Eukaryota, Metazoa, Chordata, Cladistia, Polypteriformes, Polypteridae. The transcript has 7 exons. Gene Ontology annotation, cellular component: RNA polymerase II transcription regulator complex.
AUGACAGUCCAGGCCAAAAGAAAACUAGAUUUGGAAGGCAGUGACCCACAAUAUCUGCCAGAUUUCCGCACCCCAAAAGGAAAAACCAAGACUACAACCCGGCUUUCAAGCCCUAAAACUCCAAAGUCCCCUGGAGAGCGGACACGCUAUGACACUUCAUUAGGAUUGCUCACGAAGAAGUUUGUUGGCUUGCUGGGAGAAUCCUCCGAUGGAGUGCUUGAUUUAAACAAGGCCGCAGAGGUUCUUGAAGUGCAGAAGCGCAGAAUCUAUGACAUUACCAAUGUUUUAGAAGGGAUUCAGCUGAUCCGUAAGAAAUCCAAGAACAACAUCCAGUGGGUGGUUGGUGGAGUUUUUGAAGGAUCAGCACUCUCUGAGAAGCAGCGCAACCUGCAUAAAGAACUGAGAGAGCUGGAGCGAGCUGAAAAGUCCCUAGAUGACAUGAUACAGUGUAGUUCUUCUCAACUGAAGGAAAUGACAGAGGAUGAGCACAACCAACGAUUAGCUUAUGUUACCUACCAUGACAUCCGCUCCAUCAAAAGUCUCCAGGAUAAGACAGUAAUUGCCAUUAAAGCACCUUCAGAAACUAAACUGGAAGUCCCAGAAUCAUCUGGGGAUUCACUACAGAUCUACUUGAAAAGUAAAAAUGGACCCAUUGAAGUAUACUUAUGCCCAGAGGAGAUUCCAGUAGAUUGCAGUCCAGUGAAAACCAAUAGUCCUAUUAAAGAAGAAGGAUCAGAGACACCAAUUGGUGUCCCCACAGUGGUGAAACAAGAACCAGUUGAAGUACCUACAGAACCUCUACCUGCGGCCCCCUGCCCCACCCUGGAUGUAGCUGGAAUCCUGGACUUGCCCCCCAGUCUGCUUCAGCUGACAGAAGACCAACUUCCUCCUGCUAACUUUUCAGACUCUACUCCUUUUGUCAGCUUCUCUCCUCCUCUUGACCAUGACGAUUACCUUUGGGGUCUGGAUAAUGGUGAAGGGCUUUUUGACACCUAUGAUUUAGGUGACUUUCUGAAGAACUGAGAGUCCAUUUUUAACUACAUAAUCUUUGCCUCAUUUUGUCAUUCAUCACAAGUGAAUGCAACACACAGAAUUCACUUUCAUUCAGCAGUAAACCUGUGCUACUUGGUUUUGGUAGUUCAGUCCACUGUUUGCAGAAGUUAUAAUUCAGCAAUAUGAAAGAACAAUGGACAGCAGAAUGAAGGUGCACCUCUCAUCCACCUACAACAUGAUACAAUGUUGUAAUCUCAGUUGAGCACGAAAACUGGAUUGAAGGAUUUGGAUAUCGAAGAACUUCACCUAGAGACGCUUUAAAGAGUGACAAAUAACUAUUCAUCUUGUUGAUGAAGUUUUGUGUAGUGACAAUUUAAAGAUGUGAUCAUUUGUUUUUGUUUUUUUUUUUUGUUUUUUUUUCUUGUUUGUUUUUUUGCAAAGACCUGGAAAUCAUGUGGCCAGUUUUUACAAACCUAGAGUUUGUAAUGUUUACAGAAAUGACCAAUUCAUUGACGCUUCUCAUUUCAUCCUAGGAAAUGUUCCUUUGAUUUUUAUUUUUUUCACUGUAUUUGGUAAUGCCAAAAUAGCGUGUCAUCUAAUGGAUGCAAAUUUUUGAUACAACCAUUAAAUUAUACACAGUUUACAAAAGACUCCAAAUUAUGUUUAGGAGCAGUUUUUUUUUUUUUUGGUUCCAGUUCAUUUUGAGCGCCAAGAUAUGGAGUUCAUUGGCCAUUUUAGUUCUUCUCUGAGCAUGAGUGAAACACAAAAAUGUGUUUAUCACCUUGUGGUAUUCUUCUUGUAAAGGUGAGUCUGUGCUGUUGGCUUGUUGUCUUCUAGUUGCACGAGAUGACAGCUUAAGGAGAUCAGAGUCUUUACUUUAAUUGCUUAACGCUUUUCUCACUCUGUACUGUUAUAAAUAGAAGUGAUUUUUAUUAUUCGUUGACUUAUCUGUCAAAGGAUUGAGGACUGAUCUAAAACUUCAGUCUGUUUAAUAAAAUAAGCACUUCUAAUUAAUGUUUUUAUAGGUAAAGAUUUAUAUUUUUCUCCCCAUACUAUGUUAU